This is a messenger RNA of Paramecium octaurelia, 508 nucleotides long. The record is from the annotation of a GenBank genome assembly. Lineage: Eukaryota; Ciliophora; Oligohymenophorea; Peniculida; Parameciidae.
CCUAUUGACAAAGCCAAACUCUCAUAUGAAAUUAUAUUCAUCAAUUAAUGGAUAAUGUUUGAGAGCAUAUUAUCCUCAAAUAAAGAGCGGAAUAUAGACAUGAUAAGUUGGAAUAAUAUACUCAUCAAAUUAAUCUAUCUGAUUUCUACAUCAAAGGGAUAUCAAUUUACUGUUAUUAACCUAAAGUAUAAAAGUAACAUACUAUCUGAUACUAUCCAUUUUAAUAUACGCAAGUCCUGUAAAAAUGACAAGGUUGAGAUGGGUAUUCUACAAAUUAAAUUAUCUUAGGAAAUUACAAAUUAAAUUAUCUUAGGAAAUCGAAUGACUAAUUAUACACUUUACUACUGUAUAAUUAGUCCUUCAAUUUCCUAAGGACGUAUAAAAUCUAAGAGUAAAUUAAAAUAAAAAAUGUAAAUGGUUGCUGCGGGAUUUUAUAAAAUUAAAAAGACCUUGUGGUCAAAUUUUGAUUACUAAAUAUUAGUACUCAAAAAAGGAACUAGCUAGAUGC